This is a messenger RNA of Eimeria tenella, 700 nucleotides long. RefSeq lists its product as uncharacterized. The record is from RefSeq and is a predicted model, not a curated record. The annotation marks the transcript as partial. NCBI's taxonomy places the organism in Eukaryota, Apicomplexa, Conoidasida, Eucoccidiorida, Eimeriidae. The transcript has 3 exons.
CUGUCCCAGCGGCCUGCGGGCGCGCGUGGAGGCGGCGCGGAGCCAGGGCUUUCCGCUGACUCCGGCUUUCUACCAAGAGCUGCUCAAGCUGGAGCAGCGGCUGCCCAUUGAGCCGUACGCGGAAAUGUUCUCAACUCCGGCUCCGCCAGCAGCAGCAACAGCAGCAGCAGCAGCAGAAGAAUCUGCGGAAACUGCGGAAGCUGAGGAGGCCCCCAGCACCAACACAGGCCCCCAGUUCACCAACAAAGCCUAUUUCUACUCUCUUCUUGCCUUUUGCGUGGCUUUUGGCGGCGGCUAUCUUUAUUUUCCCGUAAGUUUCGCGCAGCAGCAGCAGCAGCAGCAGCAAUUCAUGUUCAUUCAGUUUGUUGCAAACAGCCCCGCGCCUGGUCAGUUCGUUUGCCGCGAAAGCGCAGCAAGAAACAAAGACAGAGGGGCCUGCAGGAGCGUCAUUGUGUUCUUUGCCUAUUUCCUCUCGCUGAUCCUCGCUUUUAAAUUCGACUACUUCGCGAUAGAGAACUUCACAAUGCUGGUGAGCGAAGCUUGGCCAGCGAGGCGCUUGCAGCUGCAGCAACUUGAAAUUCAGAUUCUGCUGCUCGUCUUGGGAAUUUCCGGCUACCAAGUGCAGCAAAAGCGUGACCGGCUGCCUCUCAUUUUGGAAACUCCUUCGGCUCUUCGUGGAGAAGAGCCUUUGCUGGAUUAG